Necator americanus (New World hookworm) is the source of this 333-nucleotide messenger RNA. RefSeq lists its product as uncharacterized. The transcript is spliced from 6 exons. The record is from RefSeq and is a predicted model, not a curated record. Lineage: Eukaryota; Metazoa; Nematoda; Chromadorea; Rhabditida; Ancylostomatidae. The coding region runs from base 1 to 333 and encodes 110 amino acids.
AUGGUAAACAUUACAUCGGCCGAAGCUGGAAAAGGCAUCGCGGCUGCACUUCUGUCAAGGCAUCAUGACUGGCUGCUGUUCAUCAUCGAUAGCAAUGCGGAACACUGCAAGAAAAGACCAAAGCUAACUACUACCUUCACGUUUCCAAACGGUAGGAUAUGCACUGGAGCGUGGUUCCCAGGGUCUCGUCCUCGGAUUCCGACGUUCGUGGAAUAUGACCGUGUAUUUGUGUCUUCGAGGCAGACUCCUUUGCCGAUGAUGUACGCUGAGGUGCUUCUACAGUGGAAAGGACAUAUAGAUGUCGGGCGAACGUUGACAGCAACUCGUAAGUGA